Messenger RNA from Prunus armeniaca (apricot), 3018 nucleotides. The record is from the annotation of a GenBank genome assembly. NCBI's taxonomy places the organism in Eukaryota, Viridiplantae, Streptophyta, Magnoliopsida, Rosales, Rosaceae.
AUGCAGGGUCACGGAAGGUGCUUGAAACUCUUUCUUGCAUUUGCGCUGCUUUUGCUACAGUACACCCAAGGAGGAGAGGUGGACCACAGUCAAAGGGAUGCUAACGUGACCAUAAGGUGCAUAGAGAGGGAAAGGCAAGCACUCCUUGCAUUCAAACGUGGCCUGGUGGAUGAGGACAAUAGCCUCUCUUCAUGGGGUUCAGAAGCCCAGAAACAAGAUUGUUGCAGAUGGAUAGGAGUCUAUUGCAGCAACCAAACAGGUCAUGUUAUUGGACUUGAUCUUUCAUACAAAGUUAAAAGCAUACAUCAUGAUUUGCAAGGUAGGAUGAUUAGUCCUAAACUGAUUGAGUUGCACCAUUUACAACAUUUGGACCUCAAUAAUAUUAAUUUCAAUGGGUGCCAAUUUCCAUAUUUCAUUGGUUCUCUAACCAAUUUAAGAUACCUUGAUCUGUCUUGGACUAAUUUUGGAGGCAAGUUUCCAAGUCAGGUCGGAAAUCUUACGAACUUGGUGUAUCUGGACUUAAGUUUUAAUAGCUUUACAAAUGUAGAAAAUCUCAACUGGCUUCCUCUUCUUUUGUCAUUAAGAUAUUUGGACUUGAGUUUCGCGAAUCUUAGCAAUGUUUUCGAUUGGCCGGAAGCCGUUAAUAAGCUUCCUGAACUAACAAACUUGAGUCUACAAUCCUGUGAUCUUCCUUCUCCAAUUCUUUCCACUCUUUCUUACAUAAACUCUUCUAAAUCUCUUGCUAGCGUUGACGUUUCUUUCAACCAUUUGAGUACUUCUUCAGUAUUUCUAUGGUUGUCCAACUAUAAUACCAGCCUUGUACAUCUUGACCUCUCUAAUAACCUUCUAGCCGGUUCAAUUCCUGAUGUUUUUGGAAACAUGAGCUCUCUGGCACAUCUUGAUCUCUCUUUUAACCAACUUGAAGGGUCAUUACAGGAUCUUACAAACCUUUCAUCUUUGGAACUCUUGUAUCUUCAUGACAAUCAAUUAAGCGGAGUACUUUCAGGAACUCAUUUAUCAAAACUCUCCAAACUACGGAACUUGGAUUUAUCUUCUAACUCGCUAGUUUUAGACAUCCACGCUGAUUGGAUUCCUCCUUUCCAACUGCACUCCAUAAAUUUGGAGUCUUGCAAGAUGGGUCCGCAUUUCCCAAAGUGGCUUCAAACUCAAAAAAAUAUCUCAUACCUUUGUAUUUCUGAUGCCGGAAUUUCCGACAUCCUUCCAAGUUGGUUUUGGAGUUUAUGUCGUAAUGUGGAACAUAUGUAUCUCGCACGCAACCAAAUUAGAGGUACAUUUCCAAAUUUGACAUUGGAGUUUUCAUAUUCCCCUGAACAACAUUUGAGUUCAAACAAGUUGGCAAGUCAAAUCCCCUCAAUUCUAUUAAAUGCCCCAUAUCUAGAUUUGAGUUCGAACAAGUUGGAAGGUCCAAUUCCCUCAAUUCUAUCAAAAGCCUCAUAUUUGGAUCUGAGUUCGAACAAGUUGGAAGGUCCAAUCCCCUCAGUUCUAUCAAAAACCUCAUAUCUGGAUUUGAGUUCGAACAAGUUGGAAGGUCCAAUCCCCUCAGUUCUAUCAAAAGCCUCAUAUCUGGAUUUGAGUUCGAACAAGUUGGAAGGUCCAAUCCCCUCAGUUCUAUCAAAAGUCCCAUAUUUGGAUCUGAGUUCGAACAAGUUGGAAGGUCCAAUCCCCUCAGUUCUAUCAAAAGUCUCAUAUCUGGAUCUGAGUUCGAACAAGUUGGAAGGUCCAAUCCCGUCAGUUCUAUCAAACGCCAGACAUCUGGAUCUCUCUAAUAAUAAACUUUCAGGGUCAAUUUCGUUCUUGUGUUCAAGUGCAGCUAUUGGUUUAGUCUUUCUUAACCUCUCAAGCAACAAUGUUUCUGGACAAGUUCCAAAUUGCUGGACACAUUUGGAGAAUCUAGUCAUGCUUGAUUUGAGUUACAAUGCUUUGUCCGGGAAAAUUCCUACAACAAUAGGCUCUGUAUUUCGGAUUGAAACACUCAAAUUAAGAAGCAAUAGAUUUGUGGGACAAUUGCCUGCGUCGUUGAAGAAUUGCACAAGUUUAGCAGUUAUUGAUGUUGGGGAUAAUAAAUUAUCCGGACCAAUACCUGAAUGGUUAGGGGUUAGCUUAAAGAAUUUGGUUAUCCUGAUGCUUUCGUCUAAUCACUUCAAUGGAAGCUUGCCCUCACAAUUAUGCCAUCUAAUACGAAUUCAAAAUUUGGAUUUCUCUAUUAACAACAUCUCUGGAAGCAUACCUCCAUGCCUUAAAAAUUUGACUACUCUAGCUCAGAAAGGAAAUUCAAGUCUAACCAGCAAACAUACAUAUGCCACGCCUACUUAUCUCAGUAGAUAUAAUUAUCCUUAUGUCGACGAUGCAACCUUCAUGUGGAAAGGAGGAGUGCAGACAUUCAGAAGUAUUUUGUGGCUCGUGAAGAGAAUUGAUUUGUCAAGCAAUAAAUUAACAGGGGAGAUUCCAAGUGAAAUCAGUCAUCUUAUUGGGUUGGUUUCUUUAAACCUAUCGAGAAACCAAUUAACAGGUCAAAUAACUAAAGAGAUUGGAAACUUGCAAUCACUAGAUUCUCUUGAUUUGUCAAGAAACCAUAUAGAUGGAAGAAUUCCAACAAGCCUUGCUCGGAUAGAUCGUCUUGGUUUCUUGGACUUGUCAUAUAACAACUUGUCUGGCAAAAUUCCAGUCGGGACUCAGCUCCAAGGCUUUGAUCCCUCUUUUUAUGCUAGGAAUCUUCAACUCUGUGGACCUCCACUUAAAAAGAUGUGUGCUGAUGAAGUGGGAAAAGGUCCAAGUGAGCAAACUGACUUCAUCAACCAAGAGGACAAGGAUGAGCUAAUAACACUGGGAUUCUACAUUAGUAUGGGGCUUGGAUUUGUUGCUGGAUUUUGGGGAGUUUGCGGCACCUUGAUAUUUUCAAGGUCAUGGAGAUACGCAUACUUGAAGUUCUUGAAUGGUUUAAAUGAUUGGCUUUUUGUGAGGAUAGCUUUGUUGAAGCGGCAAUUGAAGGAUGCUUAA